Aspergillus lentulus is the source of this 1146-nucleotide messenger RNA. RefSeq names its product TFIIH/NER complex subunit TFB4. NCBI's taxonomy places the organism in Eukaryota, Fungi, Ascomycota, Eurotiomycetes, Eurotiales, Aspergillaceae. The record is from RefSeq and is a predicted model, not a curated record. Gene Ontology annotation, cellular component: transcription factor TFIIH core complex; transcription factor TFIIH holo complex. Gene Ontology annotation, biological process: nucleotide-excision repair; regulation of DNA-templated transcription.
AUGAACGCCGUAGAUGCGACGGAGCACUACGAGGCAAGUGCCAGCGAUCCCGCCCCCUCCCUGCUGACAAUCGUCCUCGACACAAACCCCCACGCUUGGGCCCUCCUGGAAGACUCCCUCCCGCUCUCCACCGCAAUAGCCAACAUCCUCGUCUUCGUCAACGCCCAUCUCGCCUGCAACUACGCCAACGAAGUCGCGGUCGUCGCAUCGCACAGCCAAAAGGCGACAUGGCUGUACCCGUGCGAGAUCAAAGAGGACAAUGGAAAGAGCAAGACCAAGACAGGGAGGGAUGAAGACGGCGAUGUCGCCAUGAACGGAUCCGGCGCUGGGUCUGCUGCGGACCAGGUGAACAAGUAUCGCCCUUUCCGGAUCGUCGAGGAGCAAGUCACUCGCAACCUGCGGGAGCUCAUGGACUCGACCAGCGGCGGGGACGUCGCGGCCACCACCUCGACGAUGAUGGCGGGGGCGCUGACGCUAGCGCUGAGCCAUAUCAACCGGCGGUCGAUUGCGUGGGCGGACGCGCAUGGGGGAACUGCUGCUGGGCCGACGGGGGCGGUUGAAGCGGGCAGCUCCGGGGCUGGUAGGGCUGGGACGGAUACUGGGGCUGAGGCUCUGCAGUCGCGCAUUCUGAUCAUCUCCGUGAGUGGUUCGACGGAUUCGGCACAUCAGUACAUCCCGAUCAUGAACUGUAUCUUUGCCUGUCAGCGGCUCCAUAUCCCCAUCGAUGUCUGCAAGCUGAGCGGGGAUGCGGUGUUCCUGCAGCAGGCGUCCGAUGCCACCAAGGGAGUUUACAUGUCGCUGUCCGAACCUCGCGGCCUACUACAGUACUUGAUGAUGGCGUUCCUACCUGACCAGCGAUCUCGGAGACACUUGGUUAUACCAACGCGCGUCGACGUCGACUUCCGUGCCGCUUGCUUCUGCCAUCGCCGUGUCGUCGAUGUUGGCUUUGUCUGUUCAAUCUGCCUGAGUAUCUUCUGCGAACCUCCUGAAAACGGCGACUGCCUAACUUGUGGUACCCAUCUCGAGAUGGGUGACUACGGUGCUAAGCCGGCGGUUGUCGCUCGGAAGAAGAAGAAGAAGAAGGUUCGCACCAACGGUGCAUCAGGGACAGCAACUCCAACACCUACACCUACACCGGGCCCUUGA